Molecule: messenger RNA, 1109 nt
Organism: Notechis scutatus (mainland tiger snake)
Lineage: Eukaryota; Metazoa; Chordata; Lepidosauria; Squamata; Elapidae
Gene: PSMA5
Product: proteasome 20S subunit alpha 5
Biological process (GO): proteasome-mediated ubiquitin-dependent protein catabolic process
Cellular component (GO): proteasome core complex; proteasome core complex, alpha-subunit complex
Source: RefSeq, a predicted model, not a curated record
GCGUACGCCGUCGAGGUUCACGCAUGCGCGGUGUGGAGUGGUGGCUGAAACCGGGUGCUUGUGCUGACAGGGCCAUAGCCUUCUCCGGACUAAAGUCGAGGCUCGAACGCGCGCAUCUCUUCCUCCCUGGUGCCGCUGCGGCUGCUGUUGCCAGCAUGUUCCUCACCCGCUCCGAGUACGACAGAGGUGUGAACACUUUUUCACCAGAAGGAAGAUUAUUCCAAGUGGAAUAUGCUAUUGAAGCUAUCAAGCUUGGUUCCACAGCAAUUGGAAUCCAGACAUCAGAAGGAGUUUGUCUGGCUGUGGAGAAGAGGAUUACUUCCCCACUUAUGGAGCCAAGCAGUAUUGAGAAAAUUGUAGAAAUUGAUUCUCAUAUAGGUUGUGCGAUGAGUGGCUUGAUAGCUGAUGCAAAGACAUUAAUUGACAAAGCAAGAGUUGAGACACAGAAUCACUGGUUUACAUACAAUGAAAUCAUGACUGUGGAAAGUGUGACACAAGCUGUAUCCAACUUAGCGUUACAGUUUGGAGAAGAAGAUGCUGAUCCAGGUGCAAUGUCAAGGCCAUUUGGUGUGGCAUUACUCUUUGGAGGAGUCGACGAAAAAGGACCUCAACUAUUUCAUAUGGAUCCUUCUGGGACUUUUGUACAGUGCGAUGCAAGAGCAAUUGGAUCAGCUUCAGAAGGUGCACAAAGCUCACUGCAGGAGAUUUAUCAUAAGUCAAUGACACUGAAAGAGGCAAUUAAGUCGUCCCUUAUAAUUCUAAAACAAGUUAUGGAAGAAAAGCUGAAUGCAACUAACAUUGAGCUUGCAACAGUGCAACCAGGGAAGAAGUUCCACAUGUACACAAAAGAAGAACUUGAAGAUGUCAUCAAAGAUAUUUGAUGAGAGGAGGAACUCUCUCAGCUGCCUCAUUCCCUGACCACAGCAAACUGAAUUUUCAGUUGUUUUCCAGUGCCCGUAACUUUAUUUCAGCAGCACGUAUGCCUGCUCUUAAAGGCGCAAAGAUUUUUUUACAGUUUCUGUACAUAAAGAUCUUCAACAAGAGGAAACUAGAAUAAAUCAUUUUGUUAUUCUUACGUCACUAAUUCUUUGAUAAAGUUCUGCGGUGGG